UGUUACAUUUUUCCGCGACAGCGCGCGACGCGAUUGUCGCAAAAGCGAAUUGCAGCAUACGAAGCUGUAUGGCCCCGCGCGCACUGCGAUAAUAAAAUCGCAGCCGGGGCGGCGCUCAGUCGGCAUUUCGCUCUUCAAGCGUUAACAUGUCGGAACCUGCUUCUCCAAUGGAGUUCCAAGAUUGGACGCUAGAUAUUGACCAUUUAAUUAUGGAAAUCGAAGGAAGAUCACCUUUGUGGGAUAAAUACUUGAAAUCAUACAGCGAUCGCAUACUGAAGACACGUUUGUGGGAGGAGGUUUGUCAAAACGUUAUACCGAAGUGGGAGGAACUAACCAAGGAUAAAAAGAAAAAGACCGGUGCCGACUUACAAAAAAAGUGGAAGAACUUAAAAGACUGUUUCUCAAGAGAAUUAGCUUCGCAAAAGAAAAGUGUGUCUGGUGAAUCGGGGAAGAAGAAACGCAAGUACAUUUACUUCGAUCAACUUUCGUUCUUGAUAGCUAUUAAUACUCCUAGGGAUACUAGUAGUAACGUCAAACCUAUGGAAGAAUGCGCGAAAUCUGACAUUCAGUCGGAUGAGGAAAAUACCCAACCAAAGCAAGACACUAGACGUUCUAGACAUCUACGUAAGAAACAGACAGGCGCUGAAGUAAAAAAAGGAAACAGAUAUUGA
Messenger RNA from Cydia fagiglandana, 671 nucleotides. RefSeq lists its product as uncharacterized. Gene Ontology annotation, cellular component: transcription regulator complex; nucleus. Lineage: Eukaryota; Metazoa; Arthropoda; Insecta; Lepidoptera; Tortricidae. The coding region runs from base 147 to 671 and encodes 174 amino acids. Gene Ontology annotation, biological process: regulation of transcription by RNA polymerase II. The record is from RefSeq and is a predicted model, not a curated record. The transcript has 2 exons.